GUGUCCAUGCAACAUCAGAGUGCGGUUCAGAUGGCAAAAGUUAUUAAGCAGGAGAGGCUGCAGCACUUUGCUUUUGCCUGAGUCUAUUGAAAAAGGCAAGAUUCUGCCCCCUCUUCCCAUCUGCUGUCAUCCUUUACCCUAUGGUUCCUGAGGAGUUAUAAAAGGGGCUACGGACCACAUGAUCAUAUCUGAAACUGGACUGAUAAGUUUUGUACCUGUGUAUGCUGAACACAUGCAAGUUGUGGAUCCAUCUUAUCAGCACAGCAUAUGAAGAACCAGAAGGAGAUUAUUCCCUCAACACUCAACUAAUUUUCCAGGAAAUGCAGAACUACUUUUUUUUUAAGGUACAGAUAUGAGAUUGCAGCUGGAUUUGAAAAGACGAAAGAUGAAAACUCCUGUUUUGAACAUCUUUCUGAAUAAUCUCCUAGGCAAAUGACACAUCUAAUCAAUUUUGCUGUAAAAAUGGGCAGCAAUGAUACUGGUGAUUAAAAACCUAGAAUAAUGUAGAUUUCAUAUGAACUGAAAAAGAGAAGAUUUGACUCACUCCAACUGGAUACAAUUACAUUUUGAAUAACCUUAAAAUUCUUCCCACUCACUUUUUUGGGCUCUCACUUUCUGAUUAUACAGUACUUUUGCAACUUUCUAUACUUUUUAAAGUUAGGUAAGGUAACCCCUACCCAAUUGAGGAUUGUGUAGGGUUUUCAACUCUUCCCAGCCCAUCAUUUAUUCAUUCGCCUUGUUUUGCAUUGCUUGUGUUGCCAAAUUAAUGACUUUGAGACAUGAUCACCAUGUCUAAUUUACCACUGCAAUAUGAAGCUCUAUUUGUAUGCAUGGAUCUUGUAGUAGUAAGUUAAAAGUCAUUCAUUUGCACAAAUUAGUGAGAGAAGUUGGUAUCCUAGGGUCCAAAGCAUCCCACUUUGGAUCAGUUCCAGACUAUGCCAUGUUGUUUACAUGGCCCUGCUCCUAAACCAAAUCAACAGGGGAAAGAAGAAGAAGAAGAAGAAGAAGAAGAAGAAGAAGAGUAGUAGUAGUAGUAGUAGUAGUAGUAGUAGUAGUAGUAUUGGAGACAUGAAAACAUCUCUAGCCUGAAUCCUGCACAGUUGGUUUUCUGGGAUCAUAGAAUGACUGUUCCGUCCCCCAGAGGUUUGGUUUGCAUUUUUUAUAGUUGUAGGAAUAGCAUCUGUUUGCAUUUGCUCCAGGGUUGCUGCAAAUUCUGCAUAGUACUUACGUAUGCUGCGGAUUUCUCCGCCUGAGUUAAGCCUGCACGGCCAUAGAGACUUUGAUUUUGUUGGUCUGUUGCAGUGAAGCUUGCUGCCAGGCCGAAAGACAGUUGAGAGAGUGGGACUCCAUUCCUUCAGCCUCUGUAGUAUCCUGCUCUUCAGCUCGCGUGUGUGCGCGUAGCCCCGCGGCUGCUUCUGCAAUUGCACGGCUGUGCAAAACCCAGCAAUCUACCCUGAGCUCCUUCGGCGGCAGGCAUCGAGCCCCGGAGCUCCAGCAGCAGUCUUUGGGCUCACACAGAAGUGGUGAGUCCAGAAGCACCAGGCCGGGACCCGGAUAAGCCUGGCAACUGCAAAAGAAAGCUCUGGCUGAGUCUUCACAGUGGCUAGGAUCUCGGCCGGGACAGUCACCCGGCAGUGGUGACCUGCCUCAUCGUCCUGCGGUGGUGACCUGUCUCAUCGACCUGCGGUGGUGACCUGCCUCAUUGUCCUGCGGUGUUGGCCUGCCUCAUCGUCCUGCGGUGGUGACCUCCCUUCACAGCGGGGAGGAGGCAUCCCUUCUCUUCUCCUUUCCAAAGCCAGCCUCAGUGCUCCUUCGGCGGCAGGCCUCGAGCCGCGGAGCACGAGGUGCUUGAAAAUUUGGUGAAGUCGCCAUUUUAGCAGUUUAUGUCACUUGGGCAAGGGAGGCAUCAAGUGGCAAGUUGCUGUCAGUUGGCGUUUUGCAGCUUACUCGCCAAAGUUUGGCACCAAAGGUCACAGUCUUUGCAAAGUAUAGUUACUUGGUGAUAUAUAUCGCUAUGGUUAAGUGCUGUGCAUUGUAUUAUAUAUUGCAUUUGCUUUUAUUGUAAAUUUACUUGCUGAUAUAUUUCAUUUGCUUUUAUUGUAAAUUUACUUGCAGGUAUAUUGCAUUUGCUUUUGUUGUAAAUUUACUUUCUAUUAAGAGUACAUAAUGUCUAUGCAGUUUCAAGACGAUGAAGGUGAGAUACCUCCUUCUGAGGCUGAAAGUAGGAAUGAAAGGCCACAAAGGAUAAAGCACCCUUCAGCCAAGAUGCUAGCCCAUCUAAUAGACGAAAAGGAGCUCCUCCAUGUGAGGUUAGGUUCGGCAUGGGAGCGCAUUGUAACAUUAAUGGGCAGAAUAGAGUGCUUGGGUAUUACAAGGGUGCCAUCCAUAUUACAGUCAGACCUCGAGGAGACCUUCGGUCUUUGGAGGGAUUUGGUGACUAAGAUAGUCCAGGUCCUCGAGCGCAUUAACGCCAAGGAUUCAGAGUUAGAAAUAGUGAGUGUCUUAGCCGAUACUAAUGAGAAAGAAAAUAGAGUGAGGGCAAUUCUAGAUGCCUUGGAAUUUAGUUCUCCACCUAUUAAUCUAAGGUCUGAGCCAAAAAGAAAUCAGUCUUCCUUAUGUAGCCAUGAGACCAACCUUCUAAAAUCGCCUGCUGCGGCGCUUAGUCUUAAGUCCAACCGCUCUAGCCAGGUAUCUAAGUUAAGGGAGCGUGCUUCGUCUAAACACAGCCACUCUAACAAGUCUUCCGCUGCUGGGAGUGCCAUCUCUUCCCUAGCUGCCCUGCACAUUAAGGAGGCUGCGCGUCUUGAGCUACAGAGCAAGGUUGCGGAGGCGGAAGCUGAUGCAAAGACAGCUGACUACAACCUCCACUUUCAAAUAGAACAGGCCCUAAGUGGGCAACUCACAGAAGAAAAUGUAAGUCAGUUGCCAAAGCAGGACCCUUCUUCCAAGGUGCUUGUGCAUCUUAAUAGCUUAAACAGCCAGCUUUCUGACGAGGACACCGACAAGCCGGCCGCACCAGAGAUGCAGGUGGAGGUUUCAGCAGUCGCCUGUACAGAGCUGUGUUCUGACUCGCACCAGUACAGAGUUUGUCAUCCUAUCUGCCUAGCGGAUGUAUAUCCAGCCAAGAGCCCUUGGCUUAGAAAGAGACUCUAUGUGGCCCUGGAUUCACAGAGCGACGCCUCCCUGGCUACUCCAGAGUUCUUCCGCAUGUUUGACUUUAAAACCAAGAUGGUCGACUACACCAUGACUACAUGUGCAGGAAAAAAGAAGUUGCAGGGUCGCAUAGCAUCUGGCUUUGUUGUCUCCUCUUGCGACCAGAAGAGACAGUUCAAGCUGCCAGACCUGAUUGAGUGUUCCUCCAUCCCUUGGAACAAAAAGCAAAUUGCAACUAAAGAAGUUGUGGAGACUCAUCCACAUUUGCGAUGAUUGAAGAAUGCUAUACCAGCCUUUCAGCCAGAUGUGGACAUUGCCCUUUUGCUUGGCUCGGACUGCCCAAGCGUGUUCUGUGUGAACGACCAAGUAAAAGGACCCCCAGGUGCACCUAUCGCACAACAACUGCCAUUAGGCUGGACAGUCAUAGGCCCGGUGUGCAUAAAGAAGAUGCACCCACCAUCGUCGUUGGACUCCAAUCAAGCACAGGUGCUUAAAGGUGGACGUCCUACACUUGUGCGCAGUUGCCUAAGUCACGUCUCAGUCUAGCCAAGGAAUAACUCCAGAGUAUUCCUCCAUCUUCAAAGUCUCUGAGAGAGAUGAAGCCACAGCGCUCUCGAAAGAUGAGCAAAGGUUCUUGGACAUUAUGAACGCUCAAGUCUCACGAAGUGCAGAGGGAAAUUGGGUAGCCCCUGUGCCCUUUAAAUCAGAUAAGCCCACUUCGCCAAACAAUAGACAUGUGGCAGGGAAAAGACUCUGGUCCCUAAAGAAAAGGAUCCAUCAUCAGGGUAGAACUCUAACUGAGGCAGCCCUUAGAAAUGAAAGUCUGUGGGUAGUUAAUGCUGAAAGGUUGGUCAACAGUUGUAUUUUCAAAUGUGUUAAAUGCAGGCACCUUAGGCGAAACUGUCAAAAUUGGUUAAUAGCAGAACUACCUCAGGAUAGGACUUUGACAGACCCACCCUUUUCCCAUGUGGGAAUCAAUGUGUUUGGUCCUUGGGAAAUUGUUACCAGAAAAACCAGGGGUGGUGUUGUCAAUAAUAAAAGAUGGGCGGUUUUGUUUACUUGUUUGUCAAUAUGAGCUGUCCAUAUAGAGGUUGUAGAGGGAAUGGACACUUCAUCAUUCCUAAAUGCCUUGAAAAGGUUCAUAGCCCUCAGAGGGCCAAUUAAGUCAAUCCGGUCAGACUGUGGCACCAAUUUUAUAGGUGCUAUCAAAGAACUUAGCUGUGUGGCUAAGUUUGAGGGGGACACCAAAGUUUGAGACUUCACUAACUGUGAGCAAAUUCUUUGGACAUUUAAUGUUCCCCAUGCUUCCCACAUGGGUGGAGUUUGGGAGAGGAUGAUUAGCAUUAGUCGCAAGAUUCUUAAUGCCAUGCUUCUGAACCAUAAGUUUUUGACUCAUGAUGUUUUGAUGACACUUAUGGCGGAAGUUACCGCAAUUAUCAACAACCGGCCGCUGGUUCCCCUUACCAGUGACCCUGAGAACUUACAACCACUGUCUCCUGCACUUAUUUUGACACAAAAAGUGCCAGGAUGGAAGGACAUUAUGCACCCAGUUCCAGACGGAUCUCACCAUGCCCUGUGGAAACAGGUGCAGACCUUAGCCAACCACUUCUGGAAGAGGUGGAAGGCCAAGUAUCUAAGCCAGCUUCAAACCAGAAGAAUCUGGCAAAAUCCAAAGGACAAUGUCAAGGUGGGCGACCUUGUGUUGCUAAAGGACAAAGACUUGCCCCGCCAUGCCUGGCCUAUGGGCAUUAUACUAAAGACCUUUCCUUGCCCUGACAGUAAGGUUAGGAGAGUUCAGCUAAAGACUCAUAAUAAGGACAAAAUGUCUGUCCUAGACAGACCAAUCAGCGAUCUCGUAUUGCUUGUUGAAAGUGUGUAAGUUUUAUACUGUUUUAUUGUUGUGUAUACAAAGGUGUUUGUAUGUUUUUGAGUGGUAAAUUUCCAUAUCCUGGAAAAUUUAAGCGGGGAGUGUUCCGUCCCCCAGAGGUUUGGUUUGCAUUUUUUUUAUAGUUGUAGGAAUAGCAUCUGUUUGCAUUUGCUCCAGGUUUGCUGCAGAUUCUGCAGCAUCUGAUAGUUUAGCCUGUUUGCAAGUCUUUGCUGCCUGCAGCCUGCAAAUGUAUCAUUUUGUUCUGGAGACCGCCCCUUUUCCAGGGGAUAGAAGGCUCCAUUUUGAGAAGCCUAUUCUGCCUUCUAGACUGAAGGAGAAACAUCAUAGAUGUGCUUGUGUGGCCAAGCCAGGCCAACUCUGAAAAGGCCAUCAUAAGUACAAACAAAUGACCUGCCUUUAAAACCAGUGCCAAGCAUAGAUAGGGGAAAGACCUGUUCUUUCUAAUAGCUUUGGCACUGGGGCAGAGAACAUCUUCGGAUUUCUUUGCCACUGGAGGAAGCCCUACCAACUUUGCCUCAAAAACUAGCUUUGGGCUUAGAUAGUUAUAGAUCUUUUAAUAGCAUCUCAGAGCUAGGGUGAAGAGGAUCUUAGGACCUCUUUGCCUUUGGUGGAAGUGAAUCCAGCAACCAAAAAGGGAAAAGCAAGCAAGGAACAUCUGCAAGGUUUUAUAAGUGGACUGUUUUUAUUUGCAACUUUAAUUACAUGUGCCAAGUCUUCCAAGGACUUUGUGUAAAUAAAAUUUUGUUGGAUUGUUCUACUUGAAGUGCCUUUGGUUACUGGGAUUUCCAGAGCUUCUAAGUAAGGCCCCCGCAGUUCAUCUGGGCAAAGGAAGAAGCACAUCCUAAAGUGUUAAAAAGGUGCCUGGAUGUGACGGCAUAAUGACUGGAAGGAAAGACUGUUAAAAUCUGCCUAUUUCUUAAAUGCCUUGCUUCCUUCUUAGCUGCUGCACCCACAGCCUUGGUCUUACUAUCAUCAACAUUUCUGCAGAUAAUAUAGUAGAACAUCAGCAGCAUUCACUGAGUUUGUAUUUCACUGCACUUUCCCAAAUCCUGCCAGCAUUUUUGGUUGCUUUGUAUUCUGUUAUAAAACUGUUGUGUUCCAUCCUCCCCUCUCUGAGUCAGGUGGUGCUGUUUCUAAUGUCAGCAAAAGUGGCAAGUGACAUCUAGGAGCUCUCUGGAGCUCUGUGGCUACUGCUUCAGCAAGAAAGAUGACAAAGGUAAGGGGGACUGUCCAGUCAGGCUGGAACUGGUUUGGCCCAACUGGACAGUAUGGAGUCUGCUUCCCUUGUGGACAUCUGGUAUUCAGAGGCCUGCUGUACCUACAGAAGCCCCUGGGUGGGAGAACCACUUCUGGUACAAUCCUCAGAGGGCCUCCUUCCAGAGUUCCCACCCUUGUCCUCCCUGCUAAGGUAGCCAACAAUGUAGUUGUCCACCACUACAGCUAGAUUUGAUUUGCCUUUAUUUGGUAUUUCCUUGUUUUCAGGGAUUAUCUUGUACCACCCUAGGCUAUUGGAAGAGACAUGGAAGAAUCAUGAAAAACCAACUGCAAUAUUCACAAAAAGACCCAAAAAGUCUUCGUAGGAUGUCUCCAAGUUUACUUUAACGUCUCUUGACCUGCAAUGCUCACAGAAAGUGAAUUGAAUUGAUGGUUGGCGGAAAGCCAGGUAGAGUAUAAAUUGUCACCAUUCCCUACAAUAACCACACAUUUUAUAUCCUGGAUCAUGACAGCUGGGGAUGUGUAUGCCAAUUUGUCUAUCUUUUGAAACAAAUGAAAACUACUAAAAAGCAACACCAGUGGCAUACGGUAGCUGUUCUGAAAUAAUUUGGAACUAGAUGGGUCUGUUAUUCUGUUCACAGCUUGUAUCUAAUCUCAUCCUUUAGUUUCACUUUGAUUUGUGGAUAACAUAUUUCCUGGCAAUCUACUAUACUAUGAUAAAUCCAAAAGAGCACGCGCACACACACACACGCAUUUUCCCCAUUGACUCUUUGAAGCUGCAUUCAAAUUCUAGUUCAAACUGAACUAACAAAAUGCAAAUACAGUAAAAAGUAAAGAUAAAGGUUUCCCCUUGACAUUAAGUCUAGUCCAGUCCAAACGGUGGGGGGUGGUGCUCAUCUCCAUUUCUAAGCCAAAGAGACAGCAUUGUCCGUAGAUGCCUCCAAGAUCAUGUGACCUGCAUGACUGCAUGGAGCACCAUUACCUUCCCACCAGAGCGGUACUUAUUGAUCUACUCACAUUUGCAUGUUUUUGAACUGCUAGGUUGGCAGAAGUUAGGGCCAACAGUGGGAUCUCACCCCACUCACCGGAUUUAAACCACCUACCUUUCAGUUAGCAAGUUCAGUAGCUCAGUGGUUUAACCUGCUGCACCACAGGACUUCACAUGGAUAUGCAAAAUGGCAGAUAAUAGCAAACCCUAUUAAAAUGAAGGAGAUCUGGCCUAAGAAUACCAUGGAAUCAUACUAGAGGACAAAGAAAAUAUCUAGAGGUGACUUUUUUGUCAGAAAUAGAGAAAUUGAACUGCAGAUACUGUUCCUACAAGAUAUGGGAGGUUGUAUUCUAUAGUAUCUUCUCUGGUCUUAGGAUCUCAUCAUACUUACUGAAAUCAGCGUCCUAGGAUGCUUCCAAGGCAUCUUCAGGACGGAGCCCCACGCUGGCCAUCACACAAUGUCAUGUGACUUCCAGCGGAGGCUCCACCCCCAACUGGGGUAGAAGCAUCAUUGGACGCUUCCUCCAGAACAUAGGAGACUUUAGGGAUGGAUAAAGUGCAGUCUUUUUGUUGGUCUUGAACUCCAACUCCCAAUAUAGCCAAUAGUGAUAAAUGCUGAAAGUGACAAGUCAAUAUCUGGAGGUCUGCACUUUGUCUGUUCCUCCUGAAGAUUAUACACAGAGAGUCAGGGGACAGCCCCUCCCCCCCACACACACACACACAAAUGAGUUUAGUGGCUGUACAGAAGAGUGACAUCUUGUGACAUCUGGCUAGAACUUCAAAUGAACAGGGCAAUUCUAAAUUAUGUAUAGGGUUCUUGACAGAUAUCCAUCUUCUUAUGAAGCAGCAUCAGUUCCCAACAAGGUAUUCUCUAGCUUCUCUGGCUUAAAAAAAUCACACACCAUUUGUGCAGGGAAUCAGCCUUCAUUUAAGUCCCUUUAUGGCUUCUAUUAAUAGGGUACUCAAUUCUCUUACUCCCCUUGUCUUCCGUUUAUGCCAUGGCUUUUGUUUCCUUUUAACAUCGACCCUAGAGAACAGGGAACAGACAAACUGCAUUAUCCCAGUAAUUAGCCAUCUCAACAGCAUAGCAGCAUCACAGCGGCAGUAAUGCUGUGUAACAAUUUGCAUAAAUUAGUUUUUGUGUCCCAGGAAAACAAUUUCUGUAGCAUUUAGAAGGAGAAUAAGUGGUGAGGAGGGCCUGGCUCACAGCAAUUGUUUAUUGUAAUCAGACUAAAGAGAAGAAUGGAAGGAGCAUUAAGACAAUGGCACUGUUGUGUCAUUUGCAAAGCUGUCGUGUUUUGUUCCAGUGGAAUGGCAAUUGAAAUUGCUAACUUGAUGCUGUGAUGAAUUAAGUCUGAAAAUAUAAAAUCUGUCAGUCCUGUAUUUAUUGUACAGAGUUGCCCCAGCUUUUCUCAUCCUAUUUGUGUUAAAAGCUGUUUACCCAUUUCUUCAUGAAAAUUUGGUUUUUUUGCAUACAUUUUUCUAUAUCCUGAGGUCCUGUUGACUAUAACACGUUUGUUUAUAUUACGUGAAUUUUUUAUUGUGGUAUUUUAUGUGAAUCUUUUUGUACCAAAUCACAUCUUAUGUAAUGGAAAUAUACAACUUUCCAAGGCAAGAUGUGUUUUGCCUAAUGAUAAGGAUGGCCCUGGAUUCUCAAGUCAAACUACGAUAUGAUUUAGUCUCAUUUUAUGAAAGAGCUAUUCAUUGUUCUUGCAAGCCUUGUACAAGAACAAUGCAUUUGUAUACAAAGCCAAUGUUUCCCGAUAGACCAAAAUAAACAAGGUAAACUUAGUUACACAUUCCCCAAACAUAGGCACAGUGAGAUCCACAUUUUAAAAUGUCCUUGGAGAGAAAUGCAGCCAAAAAAGCAAAAGGAAAAUGAGUAAUAUUAAAAGCUAGAUGUAGCAGAAAGCUUUUGAUUACAGUUUUCCUCUUUUUAAAAAACAUUAGAGUUUUCUAAAAUCCCUUUUAAAUCAUCUCCCGUUCUGUCAUAAAGGACUUGUAGGACAUACCAGAUAGAAAAUUGGUCAAGGAUUUAGUUUUAUAACUAGUCUUCUUGAACUCAGAAAAGUUUAUUUUUUCCUGAAAGACUGAUAAAUGGUUCUAGCUGUAGAUUAUGGAAGCUGUAGUAUUCAUCAGUAAUUGAACUCUACUCUGAACAACAACAGAACAAUGACAAGAAGCUCCCCACUAAGCCAGAAUCCUGUGUCACCCCUGGAAACCCCAAAACUACACCCAGGGCUAUUUUCUGACAAUAUUAUUCAAUGACAUUGUCCAUAUGGCUGAAAGCAAAGGAGAUUCCACCUGAACAUAGGAAGAACUUCCUAACUGUGAGAGCUGUUCAGCAGUGGAACUCCCUGCCCCGGACUGCGGUGGAGGCUCCUUCUUUGAAGGCUUUUAAGGAGAGGCUGGAUGGCCAUCUGUUGGGGGUCUAUGAAUUCGAUUUUCCUGCUUCUUGGCAGGGGGUUGGACUGGACAGCCCACAGGGUCUCUUCCAACUUUAUGAUUCUAUGAAAGACAUAUUGAACAUUAACAGACAGCAGGUGAACAUAAGGAGAUUAUGUAAAUACGUAUAACGAGUGUAUUCAUCCAGGAUGUAUAAAAUAUGACCCUCCAGAUGUUGGACAACAACUGCCAUAAUCUUCACUAUUGGAAAUGCUGGCUGAAGAUAAUUAAUGUUGUAUUCUCGUAAAAUCUGGAGGUUCACAUAUUUUUUUAUCCAGCUGUAAUAGUAAUAUAUUCUGCAAAUUUUAACAUUCUGAUGCAUCGAAAUAUAUGUUGGUAGGAAGGAAGAAUGGAAAUGGCACCUGGAAAGAGAGGGAAAAUCUAAACAUUUUCAAAAUCUCCAUAAUAUCUAUUUGGAUGAAAAUCUACUGACAAUCUAAUGGGACUAACCUCAAAGUAAACGAAGAAUUUAGCUUUGGUUUAUUUUAAGGUCUUAAGGUAGCUGGAUAUUUUAAACUAAAAGUGAAUACUAAAACAGAUUACUGUUGUUUCAAAUGGACAAAUAGAUUACAUAUUACAAGUAUCUGGUGGUAUAACAUUUCUUUGAGUCCAAAGGACCAGAAUCACUAUUGGGAUUGACUCCCUGGACUGCGAAAGCUUAAGGUCCAGAUCUUUCCAGGUGUUUAAUUAAUCUGGAACAAACUGGGAUCAACAGCAAAAUGUUGCACCAUCUUUGGCAGCCCACCAUCUGCCAAAAUCUCUAGAAAAAUGUAAUAUUGAAAUGAACAAUAGUUGAAAAUAUAAAAAAUACAAACAUGUUUGUUGAUAUAACAAUGAAAAAAUAAUAUGGACAGAAGCUCAUUUUUGUAUGCUGAAACCAAUGCUAACUCAAGUUUCUUAUCAAUUACUGUAUUUUCCAUGUAGUGUCAAGUACUGUUCUAAUCUGAAGAAUAAAAAUAGCACAGAAUGAUUUGCAACUGUUCUUGCCACAUCAUCAAACUAUUUACAUUGCUUCAAGCAACACUGUUUGCAAUGUCACAGUAAGGUGCCAGGUUGGUUGGAGAUAAAGCAAAUUAAAUGGCUACCCUGGAAAUAUUUAUCCUAAGCUCCCCUUGCAACAAGGAGGAGGAGCAUAUGGGACCUUCCUGAUGUUGGAAAGCAGCCUCUGCCAUCCUUCCCCAUUGGCUUUGCUGGAUCAUUUUAAGAUUAUCUGAAGCAGCCAUGGACAAACUUCAGCCCUCCAGAUGUUUUGGAUUUCAACUUCCAGAAAUCCCAGCCAGCCUACUGGCUGUUAGAAAUCGAGGGAGUGCAAAACACCAGGAGGGCUGAAGUUUGCCCAUGCCUGAUCUAAGGGGCCACAUGACUAUCAACCGUACCAUAUGACUUCUAGUCUAGGUAAAGAGGUGUUCUGUUUCCGCUUUCUAAUGCAACCACCUGGUUAUUCCUAACAAUCUUUGACUUCUGAAGACAUUUUUUUAAGGAUUUGUUUCAAUCCAAUUUCAAAUACAUUGUGUUGCAAACCAUAUAGAAUAUUGUGAUGGCGCAAGUGGCGCCAUCUAUAUGUAGAACUGUAAGUUGCAAGAUUUGAAUUGUUGUAUCAUGCCUGAUUUUGCCUUUAUCCUGUAAAUGUAGUUGGAUUGAUUGGUUAUUUAUAGCUGUCAAUCAAUGUUGUUUGCACCAGUUAUAUUGCUUCCUCAGCUCAAUUGUUUGGCUCCACCUCUUCCUGGAGUAGGACAGUGUUUCCUUUUUUCAUUCCACCAUCAAGCUUUCUACCAGAUGGACGUGCGAGAGAGACUUGGCUCUAAAAGCCCUUGAUUCAGUUCCCUCUCGGCACCAAUUCUGAGGUUCUUACCCUUGAGACUUAUGCUUCAUGUUCAGGACCAACCUGGACGACGUUGAGGAGUCUCAAACACCUUCAAAUCAGUUCUUUAGCACCAAAGGAAGACUGUGUCUUCAAACAUAGGCCAUUUGGACUGAGGCUGAUGAUUGCUCCGGCAUUCACAGCCAUUGAGAAAGAGGGACCUGGAAAAGCUUCUCAGCUACAGAGCUCCUUGGACUUAAGACAACCAAAGACUGUAAUGUAUUUUCCUUUACCCCUUUGAAACUUCCAGCUUAUUGCCUUAAAGGGAUAACCUUUUGUGAACAAUAAAACCAGUUUUUGAG
Molecule: messenger RNA, 11852 nt
Organism: Anolis carolinensis (green anole)
Lineage: Eukaryota; Metazoa; Chordata; Lepidosauria; Squamata; Anolidae
Exons: 3
Coding region: 2167-3426 (419 amino acids)
Source: RefSeq, a predicted model, not a curated record